AUGACUCGUACCCUCCCUCUUUUUACCCAUUUCGCUGGCAAUUAAGUCCGUUACACUUGAUUUGCUGCGAAGCCUUCCGACCGAAUCCACUCCUCGGUUGCUCUCGGUCGACUGCCGCCGCCCAGCCGACUCGACCUUCCCAUCGGCCUGGUCAGCUAUUUCUUGGAUCGUUUGCCCUUCCUCUUUUGUCCGACCUCGUUGGCCACCAUAGUCCGGUACACUGGACUUGCUGCGAGCCUUGCAGCCGCGUAUCCUCCGCGGUUGCCUCUCGGUCGACUUCCGCCGCCCAGCCGACUCGACCUUCCCACCGGCCUGGUCAGCUAUUUCUUGGAUCGUUUGCCCUCCCUCUUCUGUCCGACCUCGUUGGCUACCAUAGUUCGGUACACUGGACUUGCUGCGAGCCUUGCAGCCGCGUAUCCUCCGCGGUUGCCUCUCGGUCGACUGCCGCCGCCUCGGUCGACACCCCCUUCGCUCCUUCGCGCUUUCGCGCGCUCUCUCGCUCUCUCCCUCGUCUCUCGCGUGUAGUCAUCGUCAUCCCCUCCGACGUUGCCUGUCAGCAUUCGUCGCCAAGACUGGACACCCGAUCACGCUCCGUGGUGUUCUUCACACGCCUGGCCUACACGUCAACCUCCUCUCUGUCUCUCGCCUCUGCGACACCGACCGCGUUCGUCUCGCCUUCACCAGCGACGGCAUCGACAUCGCCAAGGACGGCCGGGCCAUUGCUCACGGUACCAGGGUCAACGACGGUCUUUACCUUUUGGACGCGGAUCACACCAAGUGUCAGCAUCUUGCCUUCCUCUCACGCUCUGAGUCUCCCGUGCCCCUGCUUACCCUACACCGCUGCCUCGGCCAUCUUGCCCCAUCCUCUAUACAGAAGAUGAUUGCUGCAGGUUUGCUGGACGGGUUUGGGGCCGGGUACAGUGACAAAGACGUAGAGGAGUUUGUUUGCAAUGCUUGCCUUGGUUCCAAAGGUCACCGCCUUCCCUUUCCCGACUCUGAGUCGCAUUCCGCCGAGAGACUUGGCCUCGUGCACAGCGACGUCCUGUCGUUCCCCACUCCGUCCUUGACCGGGAAGCGCUACCUUGUCACGUUUCUAGACGACCACUCUCGCAAACUCUGGGCAUAUGCGAUCGAUCACAAAAGCGAUGUUUUCCCGACCUUCCAGACUUGGCUCGCCGAAGUGGAGUUAGAGACGAACGCGCGGUUGAGGAUCCUUCGAACCGACAAUGGCGGGGAGUACCGAUCAAACGCAUUCACGGAGUUCUGCAAAUCCAAGGGCAUUCGUCGUCAAUACUCUAUCCCUUACACGCCUCAACAAAACGGUCGCGCCGAACGUGUCAACCUCUCCAUCGUCGAGGGCGUCCUCGCUCUCCUUGCGGACGCCCGUCUGCCGGCCACCUUUUGGGAUGAAGCGGCUGCGUAUUUCGUUUAUUGCAAAAACAGGUGCUCACACUCAGCUUUGGCCAAACAGACUCCAGAAUCCGUUUGGAACGGCCAACGCACCACCGCCACCGCCCUCCACCCGUUCGGCUGCACAGCCUGGCUCACGGUCGCCCCGGACCUUCGCAGCAAGCUCGACCCCAAGGCCGCGCGCGUGAUCUUCACAGGUUACGACCUCGCCUCCAAAGCUUUCCGUUUCUUUGACCAUUCCAUCAACAAGAUUGUACUUGGUCGCAAUGCCACCUUCCUCGACGACGACUUCCCCGGCCUGCCAGUCACCACGCCCGUCGAUGCAGACGACACCGACCGUCAGUUCGUCGUUCCCGCCGACACGCCCGCCCCUGCCGUCAAGACGAGGACCCCACUAGUAAGGUCGGCGCACAUGGACGUCUCAUCCUCCCUUGAUGAUUCUGCCAUGAGCGCCGUUGACGUGGCCCCAGGGUACACUGGCGGAACCUUACUUAAUUCCACAGAUACCGAAUCGUCCUCGUCACCGUCUCCUGAGCCGUCCUCGUCACCGUCGCCCACAAACCCUUUGUCACCGUCGCCUGCGCUGUCACCGUCGUUGGCAGCGUCAUCGUCACCCUCGGUCUCACCGACCGACUCUGACUACUCCGCCGACCCUCUGGACCUCAUCGGCUCACAGACCCCGACUCGCCUUGGCCCACCGGACGUGCACCGCCCAGACUUCAGCACGUACCGUGAGCCCGCAUCGGCUGAGGAGUCGCCCGACGAACUCGACAUCAUUGGGCGUCACUCGCGCGAUGAAUCGCCGGAUGAAAUCGAUUUCCUCACCCAACACCACCGCGCCUUCAUCGCCACAGACGACGACGACCCCACCCUCUAUGAAAGAACAAUAUACCACUGCACCAAAAGGCGAGGCACCUCUACUUCAGUGAGCGCAUAUUGUCCUAGAAGUGAGAUGGAGCGAAGUUCAACACCCCCCUGUGCGCGAAGCUGAAGAGCUUGUGGCAGUGGGUGCGGCUGUGAGGCAACUGGGCAUGUUGAUCAGGUCGCUUGGGCAAGUGCAGCUUGGGCACUGUGAGCACUGUCGAUGCGCCAGGGUGCUUGGCACGCCGCUGGGCAAGUGCGGGGGCCGGGACGCUGAGUGUAUGCGCGCAAAAUUGCCUGACCCCAGGGGGGAUUGAACUCAUGACCUGCUGGUUGCUCUGGGCUCAUAACCUAUGAAGGAACAAUAUACCACUGCACCAAAAGGCGAGGCACCUCUACUUCAGUGAGCGCAUAUUGUCCUAGAAGUGAGAUGGAGCGAAGUUCAACACCCUCGACGCCAUCGAGCCCGUCAAAUCGAUCACUAGCGACCCCCAGACCUGGCGCGAAGCAAUGUCCAGCGACGAGCACAACAUCUGGGCUGAGGCCGCCGCCGCCGAGUUCACCGCCAUGCGCGACGACUUCAAGGUGUUCACCAUCGAGCCUCGCUCAUCUGUACCGCCGGGCGCCACCAUCGUCACCUCCAAAUUCGUCUGGAAGACCAAGCGCAACGCAAGCGGUGAAGUCACGGGGCGGAAGGCACGUCUUGUAGCGCAGGGUAACCGACAGCGCGACGGCAUCGACUUCUCAGAAACCUUCGCACCCGUCGCCCGUUUCUCCUCCAUUCGCUGCCUCCUGGCUCUUGCCGCUGCCAAUGGCUACCACGUUCAUCAGGCCGACAUCGACAAGGCUUACCUCCACGGCGAGCUCGAUCAUGAUAUCUGGAUGACGACACCACGCGGUUUCGACUUCCCGAGCGAUAAGGUUCUCCGGCUGCGACGCUCAAUCUACGGUCUCAAGCAGGCCGGUCGCAUCUGGAAUCGUCACAUUGACACAUCACUCAGGAAUCUGGGGUACAAGGCAACAGGCACUGAUCACUGCAUUUACUCUCGCAUUGACGAUCAGCAGCGGCCUCACUAUAUCGCCUUGUAUGUCGACGACCUCCUCAUUGUCAGUCCAGCCCUCGACGAGAUCGAAUGUGUCAUCUCCGGCCUUGAACAGCGGUACGGCGUCAAACGACUCGGCCCCGCGGAGUACAUCCUCGGAAUCCAAAUACGCCGCCUGGACGACGGUUCCAUUGCUCUAUCCCAGGAGCGCUACAUCAUGGACGUGCUGGCCCGUUUCCACUUCGACACCACGACACGCGGCACUACGGUGCCGAUGACGCCCGGCCUCUCGCUCACGGCAAUUCCGGGUCAGGGAACGGAGCGCAUUCGUUCGUGGUACCUACAGGCCAUCGGCUCCCUCCUCUACAUCUCCCUUGGCACUCGACCCGACAUUGCCUUCGCCGUCUCGUACCUGUCCCGGUUCGCCAACAACCCCGGCCGCCGCCAUUGGAUUGCCGUCAAACACGUCCUUCGCUACCUUCGCGCCACGUACCGCGAUGAGCUUCUCUAUGUGAAGAGUCCACUCUCAGCUCGACAGGGGCGCCUCGGUCGUUGCGCGCGCCUGCUAGCCUGGCCCCUGUGGUGGGGACUUAGGCGCGCGCGAGUGCCUCAGCGCGCCGGCGCCGGCGGUUUUCGGGCGCGCGCCGCUAGCCCGCCCUUGCAGUGGGGACUUAGCCGCGCGCGACUGCCUCAGCGCUCCAGCGAUUUCGCCCGCGCCUGGGCAUAUCCCAGCGCGGGCCACCUUUCCAUUUCUUAGCUUCCUUCUCAUCACUUCUGUUCGACUCUCGACUUCUCCUGACAGUAGUGGUGAUCAUCUCAUAGGUACGCUGAAAUAGAUCACUUCUGUUCGACUCUCGACUUCUCCUGACAGUAGUGGUGAUCAUCUCAUAGGUUAUAAGCCCAUCGAGCUACCGCUGGCAUGGACACGUCGUCAACCCUCGCGACGAGCGCCACCCCGACAAUUCCCGCCGAACAGCUUGCCGCACUUACAUCGCUGCUGUCGGGACUCACCGCUGCCGCUUCCGGCACUACCGCACCCGCCACGACAUCCGGCUCCAAUCGCAAUGCCUUCCCGAAGCAUGCGCGGUUGGACGGGCCGAAGACGUUCGCGAACUGGACACGCCAGCUUCGCCUGUGCCUAGCGGACGACAUCCGCUCCUACGUCCUCGACGGAAUCACCCCCGACGAUUGGACGCCUUCGCAACGCUCCGCCCGCGACGUCGUGGCACGCGAGAUCCUUGCAAACUCAAUCGACUCGGCCGAAGUCUCGGCAGUCCUCGACAAGAUCCCUACGGCCGACCUCACAGCGCCCAAGAUUUACUCGACGCUGAAAUCACGAUACGCCCCUGAUGACGCCACUCGCACGCUCGAGCUCUUCUCGCGACUCUGGGGCUUCCGACCCAUGCCCGGAACGGUUGGCGAAUUUGACAGUUGGAUCAUGGACUUCAAGUCGGUCGCGCAAGAGAUCAUCGAUACGAAAACGACGAUCAACGACGUCCUUGCCACACUCCUCCUCGCGAUCGCCCACCCGUCACUCGAGAGCUUCAAGGCAACGUUCACCGACGAACAACGCACGCAACGAACUCUCCCUGACAUCGAUUCAGUGGCCGACCGUAUGCGAGUUCAACUCCGGUCAACGAACCUCUCCAACGAUCAAUCGGCCCUCCUUGCCUCGUCGUCGCCACGUUCUACCCGUACCAAGUGCCUCGCCUGUCGCAGCCCUUCUCACCGCGUCGCACAAUGCCCUACAAGGGCCCAGCAUCCACCGCCAGGCCCGUGUCGCUCCUGCAAGAAGAAGGACCACUGGUCUUUCGUAUUCGAUCAACUCUACUACGUCAGCGAUGUAGUUAUAGCCAAGAGUGAUAAAUGCAUUUCAACAUACCUAUUCGAUCAACUCUACUACGUCAGCGAUGUAGUUAUAGCCAAGAGUGAUGAAUAG
Messenger RNA from Microbotryum saponariae, 5253 nucleotides. NCBI's taxonomy places the organism in Eukaryota, Fungi, Basidiomycota, Microbotryomycetes, Microbotryales, Microbotryaceae. The record is from the annotation of a GenBank genome assembly.